Messenger RNA from Suillus clintonianus, 473 nucleotides. RefSeq lists its product as uncharacterized. Lineage: Eukaryota; Fungi; Basidiomycota; Agaricomycetes; Boletales; Suillaceae. The record is from RefSeq and is a predicted model, not a curated record. The transcript has a single exon. The coding region runs from base 24 to 311 and encodes 95 amino acids.
GAAGGAGAUUCGACAAUUCGGACAUGUAUACCGUGCCCAUCCUCAGCGACCCCAACACCAGCGCUUUCAUUGACGGAUCCCUCGUGACCCCAGUGUAUCUUGAGAAAACUCAUCCAUCAAAGCCCAUCUCCCCGCACGGCUCCGAUAUGGUUAUUAGCGUGACUGACUCUGCAUAUCUCGACGACCCACGCCCUGUCGUGAGUUUUUCCGACGCCCCCGGAGAGAUUACAACUUCCUUGGGGAAAAAUUUUCACUCGGGGGUUCAAAAUGUGCGGGAUCGAGAUCGAGGUGUUACACGAGAAGAGCAGUAGGCAUGUGUUGUGGGAGAUGUGUUCUCUUAUGCGGACAUUAUCGUGGCAAGUCGGCUGUUUAGUGUACCGACACAUCUUGAAAGAUGACGCGUGUGCCAGGAUCGGUUCUUGGGAUGGAUGGAGAUGGGUAAAGGUGCUAAAUAAUAUUCAACAUUACCUUGC